AUGUUGUUUUUCUUAUACAGAUUUUUACUUUUUAUUCUUUGAAAUGUUUCCCUCAAAGGAAUGGAAAUAGAAGGAAAGGGAACAUGGUGGGUAUCACAUGCAAGAAUAAUAAUAAUAAUACAAAUGCAAAGUUGAAAUAGCAAUAGCAACAGAAGCAGCGGCAUCUUCUGCAUCUCCUUGUUGAGGUGGUUUUCAAAACAAAGGUUUCAGAUUCAUAUCAUCAUCUCAAGACCAAGAUCAUAAUAUAUAUAACAGAAGAACAAGCCCAACAUGUCCCCUUUUGAUUCUGUUCAGACAACAGCAGAGAGCAGUCACAGCAUGAGCACGAGCACUAGUCCAAGUGGUGGUGAUGUGCUUCUGAAGUGGGGUCACAGAAAGAGAUCAAGGCUCUCCAGGGCUGCCAUUGAAGACUCAUCAUCUUCUGUUCACACCAACAUCAGAAGAAUCUCUCACUCGGUUCCUCCCAACUUCUCCAUGCCGCCGCCGCCACCACCACUUGUUUCUUCUACUGCCUCCAGCGGCAGAGGUAGAAAGCACAGCCAUAGGAAUUUGGAAGAUCCCUCUUUGGGUGGAAGUGAGUCACCUUCAAGAAACAGUCAGGGGAGUAACCCAGUUGUCUCUAGAUCUGCAGCACCAAAACUUUCUUCUUCUGGCAUGGAAAGAAGUAGCAGAAGGGUACCUUCUUCUGGAUCAGUAAAGUUCCAAAAGCCAAGUGCAUUUUCAACAACACAACAAGCCUCUGAGAGAAUGAAUAAUAGUCAAGGAGAUUCAGCCUCAGUGCAGUCUGAACAGGAAGGUGGUGUUGCCACUACUCCUGCUUCCUCAUCCCUUGCUGCCAAUGGAAACAAGGUCAGUGUUGAGGUGAUUCAGUGGCCAAGGAUAUACAUAGCUCUCUCAAGAAAGGAGAAAGAAGAUGACUUUCUUGCUAUGAAAGGGACAAAAAUCCCUCAAAGACCAAAGAAGAGAGCAAAGAAUGUUGACAGGAUUCUGCAGUGUUGUUUCCCUGGGAUGUGGCUAUCAGAACUGACAAAGAGCAGAUAUGAGGUUAGGGAGAAGAAGUCCAUAAAGAAGCAAAAACGCAGAGGCUUGAAAGGAAUGGAAAACUUGGACAGUGAGUCGGAAUAGCAGCAGAUAGUGGAUGAUCAGAUUGCAGAGUGAAAGCUCAUGAUUUUGUUUUUUUUUUCUCAAUGACCAUUUUUAUUUUUGAAUAUGUAAAUUAGUGACAACCAUGGAAGGUAAAUUUUGAUUUAGUUUAUGUAAUAAAUGCGACAAUUACGUUA
Molecule: messenger RNA, 1280 nt
Organism: Vigna angularis (adzuki bean)
Lineage: Eukaryota; Viridiplantae; Streptophyta; Magnoliopsida; Fabales; Fabaceae
Product: flocculation protein FLO11
Exons: 4
Coding region: 271-1125 (284 amino acids)
Source: RefSeq, a predicted model, not a curated record